UUCAUUAGUUCAGACACGGGAAGCUCUAUGGGUUCUUGGGUCCGCACCCUCACUUCUCCCUUCAGAAAGGCUUGCACCCUUCUCAACCCACCUAGAGACAAGAAGUCUCAGACAGGUAGGUGUCCAUGGAUAUGGACCUUGGCCUCAACAGAGCCAGUCUUUUUCUUUGUUGCAGGGAAGGAUCACGAUGGCAUGAAGCUCCAUGGUGAGGUGAAGGCAUGUUCGUAUGAGGAUGUUCAGGUGAUGUGGUCCAUCCUCGACAAAUCAAAGCCUGGAGAGCAAAACCGGCGUUAAUGGUUUUUUUUCUUUUUGAUGAGUAAUGGAGUUUUUGGGGAUGGGGAGGUAUGGACAAAGGUAUCUUCUUUUUUUUUUUCUUGGCAUCGUGCUUGAAGGGAAUCCCCGUGGAUAUUGAGAUCCAUGGUGAGAUUUAUUAGAGUUGUUAUAUUUUUUCC
Molecule: messenger RNA, 452 nt
Organism: Phoenix dactylifera (date palm)
Lineage: Eukaryota; Viridiplantae; Streptophyta; Magnoliopsida; Arecales; Arecaceae
Source: RefSeq, a predicted model, not a curated record